AUGACGGAUUUUACGCUAGAUGAUAAAGACAAACGCUCUCUCCAAAACUCCAUUCACUCCGAGCUAUCUUCUCUUCUCUCCCCAAGAGCUGUGAUUGCACUACCGCCGUCCCAGGAGUUUGAGAGCGUCAAUCUACGAUUCACCGAGUACGGUCGUCCGACCUACUUGCUUGCCGUCCGUCCCGCAUGCGAAGAUGACGUCGUCCGCACCGUUAAUUUUACGCGAGAGAAGGGAAUCCCAUUUGCCCCGCGCUCCGGGCAUCACUGCAUCACAACGAGCAUGAGGCGACUUCGAAAUGGCAUCGUGAUCGACAUGCGCCCUCUAAAGCAUAUGACUUUCAAUGCUGAACAGCGCCUGGUCACCGUCGGCGGGGGUACGAUCAUGGAUGACUUCACACGAUACGUGCAUGGCCUCGGGAUGGAAGUGACCGUUGGCUCCUGUCCAACAACAGGCGUAAUCGGAGUCGCAUUCGGGGCCGGUCUGGGCAGACUGCAAGGGAAAUACGGCUAUCUGAAUGAUAACCUCGUGUCUUGUAAGCUACUCCUAGGCAACGGGUCUAUCGUCACGGUUUCCGAAUCCUCAAAUUCGGAUCUCUUUUGGGGGCUUCGUGGGGCGGGACAUAACUUUGGUAUUGCGCUGGAGGCGACGUUCCGCGUCUAUCCACAGACUAAUUCAGGGAUCCAUUACUCUUGGGAUCUGGAGUAUCGACUGGAACAAUGUGAGGAGGUCUUCCGAGUCUUGAACGAGGUACAUACUGUGAUGCCGCCGGAGCUGGCGAUCUUUGUAGUGUGGAAACGCGAGUCGGGUGGAGAGUCGCAUCUAAUCCUCGUCAACCUUGUCUACUCUGGCCCCGAACGCGACUCUAUGCCCUGGGUCGCUCACUUCUCGAACCUCAAUCCCGUCCGCUCCACCAAGGUUACCGCCACUUGGGACGAGCUGCCCUGGAUCACCUAUGGUGCCCAAAACAAGCUGCUCAGUAAACCGGAGGGCCUUUUUGAGUCCGUCAAGGAGAUGAAUGAGCGCUUUGCGGGAAAAGGCUGGUUUGGAGCAAUGUUCGAGAGUCUGCCGCAUCACCGGACGAGGGAUAUUGAGGAUGACGCGACGGCCUUUCCGUGGCGGCAUGGGACCAAUCAUCACUUGAUGAUCACGGCCACGCCCAAGAGUACCCAGGACAGUGAGAUCUUCGAAGCAUGGCUAGAGAAGUGGAAGCUUGCCUUCAUAGGAAUCUCGGGAUAUGGGCGGUUGCAGCAGUAUGUGAAUUAUGGAAAUACGACGCUGAAAGCAGACCCAGUGCAGGCACUCUACGGGUAUGAGCCGUGGAGGCUACAGAGACUACGGGAGUUGAAGCAGCGAUAUGAUCCUGACAGACUGUUCUCUUGGUACCAGCCUUUUGACUCAAUGCACUCUUAG
This is a messenger RNA of Penicillium canescens, 1410 nucleotides long. RefSeq names its product FAD-binding oxidoreductase. The transcript is spliced from 6 exons. Gene Ontology annotation, molecular function: oxidoreductase activity; FAD binding. Bases 1 to 1410 code for a protein of 469 amino acids. Lineage: Eukaryota; Fungi; Ascomycota; Eurotiomycetes; Eurotiales; Aspergillaceae. The record is from RefSeq and is a predicted model, not a curated record.